UAAGCCACGCAAUGUCACUCACCUACAAUUGCUUUUUAGAGUAUCUAUAAGACAACCUAACGGGGAAUCAAAAAGGGGUGCCUAAUGCCAACUCUAAGUUGAAUGCUUCAUUCUCCCAUCGGAUUCUGAAAAUUAUGGCUGAUGCUAUUCCUUUGAGUUCCAUUUCUGAUCCAUACAAACACCUUCAGAUCACCCUUAAUCCCGAUGGCACGUUGACUCGCUUCAACAAUUCUGGAACAACUUCGGCCCAACCAGAAUUUUCCAGUGACUCGAAGACAGCAGUUCUCACCAAGGACAUCUCAAUCAACAAAUCAAACAAUACUUGGGCUAGAAUUUUCUUACCCAAGCAAGCACUUGACAUGCCCACAUCUGCUGAAAAGCUGCCAGUUUUUGUCUACUUCCAUGGUGGAGGGUUCAUUCUUCUCAGUCCAGAUGAAACCAUGAGUCAUGAAUUUUGUUCCAACAUGGCUACUGAACUCUCUGUUAUCAUUGUAUCAGCUAGCUACCGCCUGGCUCCCGAGCAUCGGUUGCCAGCGGCAUAUGAUGAUGCCAUGGAAGCCUUGUCCUGGAUCAAAACCAGUCAUGAAAAUUGGUUGGAAAAUUAUGCUGAUUACUCCAAGAUCUUCCUGAUGGGUGGUAGCGCAGGGGGUAACAUUGCAUAUCAUUUAGGACUGCGUGCAGCCGAACAAGCUGACAAUCUUCUGCCAUUGAAGAUCAAAGGACUAAUAUUGCACCAACCUUUCUUUGGUGGGGUCGAAAGGACUGGAUCAGAGUUAAGAUCAAUCGAGGAUCCCUUGUUUCCUCCAUGUGUAAGUGACUUAAUGUGGGAGUUGUCCUUGCCUAUUGGCAAUGACCGUGACCAUGAGUAUUGCAAUCCGACGGUAGGCAAUGGCUCUACUGCUUUGGAGAAGAUCAAACGGGUAGGAUGGAGGGUAUUUGUUUCGGGGUGCGAUGGGGAUCAAUUGAUAGACCGUCAAAUUGAGUUGGUGAAGAUGAUGCAGAAGAAGGAAAUUGAAGUGGUAUGUCGUAUUGUUGAAGGAGGUUGCCAUGGGCUCGAAGUUUUUAAUCCCUCUAAGGCUAAGGCAUUGUACGUUGUCCUAAAAAAUUUCAUAUUCUCUUCAAUAUAAACUUCACCCAACAGUCAAAGCAUAGAGGCUUCUGUUUGUGGGUGUGUUUUUUUUUUUUUUUUUAACUUCUGUUUGUGAGUUUGAUUCCAUAUAAAAAAACAAAAAAAGA
This is a messenger RNA of Durio zibethinus, 1236 nucleotides long. The record is from RefSeq and is a predicted model, not a curated record. Lineage: Eukaryota; Viridiplantae; Streptophyta; Magnoliopsida; Malvales; Malvaceae.